Carcharodon carcharias (great white shark) is the source of this 480-nucleotide messenger RNA. It is a transcript of the gene rpl36, whose product is annotated as ribosomal protein L36. Gene Ontology annotation, cellular component: ribosome; cytosolic large ribosomal subunit. Gene Ontology annotation, biological process: cytoplasmic translation. The record is from RefSeq and is a predicted model, not a curated record. The transcript is spliced from 4 exons. The coding region runs from base 123 to 440 and encodes 105 amino acids. NCBI's taxonomy places the organism in Eukaryota, Metazoa, Chordata, Chondrichthyes, Lamniformes, Lamnidae. Gene Ontology annotation, molecular function: structural constituent of ribosome.
CUUUCAUCGUCAGUUAACCGAGUCACGUGGUUACAGACCGGCACUGGGCGGAAGUAUUGAUAUCCCAGCAUUCCUGGUCUUUCCGGUCUUUCCGGUCCCGGCGCCAUAACGAGGGAGCAGACAUGGCGAUCAGGUAUCCUAUGGCAGUUGGCCUGCGCAAAGGUCAUCCCGUCACCAAGAAUGAGACUGGCCCAAGGCAGUGCCGUAGAAGAGGGCGCCUAACCAAGCACACCAAGUUUGUCAGAGAUCUGAUCCGUGAGGUCUGUGGUUUUGCUCCCUAUGAACGGCGUGCAAUGGAAUUGCUGAAGGUCUCUAAAGACAAGCGUGCACUCAAAUUCAUCAAAAAGAGAGUUGGCACUCAUAUCCGUGCAAAGAGGAAGAGAGAAGAACUCAGCAAUGUGCUGGCAGCAAUGAGAAAGGCAGCUGCGAAGAAAGAUUGAUCUGUACAAAGUUGCUACCAUUAAAGUUAUUUCAAAAUUA